This is a messenger RNA of Vitrella brassicaformis, 766 nucleotides long. NCBI's taxonomy places the organism in Eukaryota, Vitrellaceae. The record is from the annotation of a GenBank genome assembly.
CUGCAUUGUCACACAGGCAGAGGAUUCUCCGUCAGGUUGUCGAGGCCCGAGACCCUCAAGUACUCCUGCUGGUGUCGGGCCGUGAUGAGGGCCAGAUGGGCGGGCGGCACGGGACUCGCGGGGUGCACCUCGUCGACAUGGUGCACGUCUUCGUGGCGGUGGCCCCAUCGCUGGCGCCAGAAGAGGAUGGUCCGUCUAAUGAUUCGGGGCAGCAUGGAUGGCUUGAGGACGUCGAUGCGCACCACCACGUCGCACUGCCCAUUGGCCGUCACGCAGAGCUUGUAGCGGGCGGCGGCACACACGGGCUGAGCGCCGCUCAUCCAAGCCGACUGAAGUGUGUACACACACAGCCACGGGAAAUACGCAUCCAAGCCAGAUGACCCAAAAGGUGUGUGUGUGUGUGCGCUGACCUUCUGCAGGCUCGACGACGUCCCAUGUGUAGCUGGUGCCCUCGACCAGGGUGUAUGGGACGAUCUGGGUGAGGACGUCGGCACCGAAGACGGCAACGAGCUCCUGCGCCUUGAGCCCCUGGGUGACGAUAUGGGCGGUGAUGUCGUUCAGCCAUGCGCCAGGCAGCUGUGGGGCACCAGCCGUGUCGCCCAGCUGCUGCACGUUGAGCUUGACAGCCUCGAAUGUGGAGGCGUUCACCAGCCAUGCAGGCUGGCGGUACCAGAAGGUGCAGUCGAUGGCCUUCGGGCCGUCUUCCUGAAUUACAUCCCAAUGCAACUGGCGCGAACCCGACGGCAUGGUGGUGUGCUGGUUGGUC